Paraphaeosphaeria sporulosa is the source of this 3386-nucleotide messenger RNA. RefSeq names its product PMT-domain-containing protein. The coding region runs from base 255 to 3125 and encodes 956 amino acids. The record is from RefSeq and is a predicted model, not a curated record. Gene Ontology annotation, molecular function: dolichyl-phosphate-mannose-protein mannosyltransferase activity. Gene Ontology annotation, biological process: protein O-linked glycosylation via mannose. Gene Ontology annotation, cellular component: membrane; endoplasmic reticulum. The transcript has 7 exons. NCBI's taxonomy places the organism in Eukaryota, Fungi, Ascomycota, Dothideomycetes, Pleosporales, Didymosphaeriaceae.
UGCACUUUGCGACCAGGGUACCAGCGCACUGCGAACAUCUGGUCGUCCCCCUAAAUCAGCUCUUCCCCACCAUCACCGCUCUUUUCAGGCCCGGUGGAGCCUGCCUUCGUACUGUCAUUAAAUAUCCAUUGUUGUGCCCAGUGCUACUGACGCCAGAUUUCCUAUUUGAAUCCGCGCCGCUUUGAGCUCCGGUGAGCUUCAGCACCCGCCCUGGUCAACCAACGCCAGCUGUUCACCCACCAAAGACCGCCAAUAUGGCGAACCGCGCACCGGCAUCCGGUUACCUGGCCGAAAAGCCAGAUGGACGUCGAUCUGGAAAAUCCCCCUCGCGCUCUCCUGCGCGCAAUGCGCACAAAAAGCAGAAACCCAAGGUCGUAGGCUAUACCUCCGAGGGGGUGCGGGACCACGACAUCUUCAGCCUGCCGGGCUCUGACUGGCAGAUGCUGGGUCUGUUGAUGGUAGUGGCCACUGUUGUGCGCCUGUAUAGGAUCUACCAGCCCAGCAGCGUCGUCUUUGACGAAGUUCACUUCGGUGGAUUUGCCUCCAAAUACAUCAAGGGCAAGUUCUUCAUGGACGUGCACCCGCCUCUCGCAAAGCUUCUGAUUACCCUCGCCGGGUGGCUUGCUGGGUUCGACGGCAACUUUGACUUUAAGGAUAUCGGAAAGGACUACGUAGAACCAGGAGUGCCCUAUGUGGCUAUGCGACUGCUGCCUGCCAUCUGUGGAAUUCUGAGCAUUCCAACCAUGUUUCUCACCCUUAAGGCUGCGGGCUGCCGAACUACAACUGCUUCGCUAGGUGCAGGGCUGGUUAUCUUUGACAAUGCGCUCGUUACCCAGUCGCGUCUCAUCCUACUCGACUCGCCGCUCGUACUCUUCACUGCCAUCACUGCCCUCGCUUGGACCAGCUUUACGAACCAGCAUGAGCAAGGCCCUACAAAAGCGUUCCAGCCAUCAUGGUGGUUCUGGCUCGCCGCGACUGGUGUUGGUCUGGGCGCGACUUUCAGUGUGAAGUGGGUUGGUCUGUUCACCAUCGCCUGGGUCGGCACCUUGACCCUGCUACAACUGUGGGUCUUGCUCGGCGAUGCGAGAAACGUGACUCCACGUCUUUGGUUCAAGCAUUUCUUCGCGCGCCUCUUCUGCCUAGUGGUCAUUCCAUUGUCCUUCUAUAUGGCCAUGUUUGGGAUCCACUUCAUCUGCCUGGUCAACCCCGGUGACGGCGACGGCUUCAUGUCUUCUGAGUUCCAGGCGACUUUGAACUCGAAAGGCAUGCAGGAUGUGCCCGCUGAUGUUGCAUUUGGCAGCCGCGUCUCUAUUCGUCACCACAACACCCAAGGUGGAUACCUGCACUCUCAUGCCCAUAUGUACCCGACGGGAAGCAAGCAGCAACAGAUUACUCUCUACCCUCACAAGGACGAGAACAACAUUUGGAUCCUCGAGAACCAGACUCUUCCGGAAAUCUUAGACGGCCCGAAGCCUUCAGGUGCGAAGGCUUGGGACAAUCUGGGACCUAUCAAUAUCGAGGAUGGCGCUGUCCUGAGGCUUUAUCACAUCACUUCUGACCGUCGCCUUCACUCGCACGAUGUACGUGCCCCAGUGACAGAGGCUGAUUGGCAGAACGAAGUUUCUGCGUAUGGCUAUGAAGGUUUCGAAGGUGACGCGAAUGACUUUUUCCGCGUGGAGAUUGUCAAAUCCAUGUCUGAUGGUGCUGAGGCUAAGAAACGGCUGCGGACCAUUCAGACCAAGUUCAGGCUAGUACAUCUGAUGACUGGCUGUGUCUUGUUCUCUCACAAAGUGAAGCUUCCAGAGUGGGGCUUCGAACAACAGGAAGUAACAUGUGCUCGUGGAGGAACUCUGCCAAACAGCAUAUGGUACAUUGAGGGGAACGUCCACCCCCUUAUGAACGAGACCACCGAGAAGGUCAACUAUCGCAACCCAGGCUUCUUUGGCAAGUUCUGGGAGCUCCAGAAAGUGAUGUGGAAGACCAAUGCCGGUCUUGUCGAGUCGCACGCUUGGGACUCUCGGCCGCCUUCGUGGCCUUUCUUAAGAAGGGGUAUCAAUUUCUGGGGCAAGCAUUCUCGGCAGAUCUACCUCAUCGGUAACCCCGUCAUUUGGUGGAGCUCCACUGCCAUCAUUGGCCUCUAUGUUGCCAUUAAAGGUCUCGCCGUCCUCCGCUGGCAGCGCGGCUACCGUGAUUAUAACAAUGUAACUUUCAAGCGUUUCGACUACGAAGUCGGCAUGUCACUCUUGGGAUGGGCUUUCCACUAUUUCCCGUUCUACCUUAUGGCUCGCCAGCUCUUCUUGCAUCAUUAUCUACCGGCCCUUUACUUCGCCAUUAUGGCGCUUUGUCAGAUGUACGACUUCGUCGCAUAUCGCUUUGAUAUUCUGGGCAUUAGGGACUAUCCCAAGAUCGGCCAAACUGCUGCGGUCGCAUUCCUGGCCAUCACCAUCGUCGUUUUCCAGACCUACUCGCCUCUUGCCUACGGCAAUCCAUGGACAAAGAGCCAGUGCAACAGUGUCAAGCUCUUCAGCACAUGGGAUUGGGAUUGCAACAACUUCCUAGAAUCGUACGAUCAAUAUACCACAGAGGGAAUCAUUCCGUACACUACCUCCCCCGCAGUACCUGUGUCCGCGGCUCCUAAGGAGAUCCCCCCGCCAGUCCAGCAAGAGCAAAAGAAGCCGGAUGACGUUGUGUCUGAGAAACCAAAGGUCUCGGUUCCGGUUCAGGCCGAUGAGCUUCCAGUCUUGUCCAAGGAAGAACGCAUUGAAUUCCGCGAUGAGAAUGGCCGAGUGCUUGACGAAGAAGAAGUGAAAGCCUUGGAAGGAAAGGUCAGCUUCAAGACACGGUAUGAAACACGGACACGAAUCGUAGACUCUGCAGGCAACGAACUCCACGAGUCUCUUGUAGAGGCUAGAGAGGCCGAAGACCAAGGCGUCGCUCCUCCUCACCCGGAUGUCGAGGGCCGAAACCCUGAAACCAAAGAUGCAAAUGAAGCAGAAGCGAGCGAACUCCCGCCAACCGUUGAGGCUGUCGAGGACGAGAAGAAAGAGAAGAGCGUUGAGGAGCUAGCGAAAGCUCCCAAACCUGCUAGCGAAGCGAAGGCUGCUACACAGGAGUCCGCAAACUAGAGAAUCAUGGCGCGACGGUAAUCUGAUUUGACCCCAUUGCAUUGCUCGGUUGCCGCGAGGACGAACUGACAGCAAUUGGGCGGAAAUGGAGAGCUAUUCCUCAUGUUGUAGUUCGUGCAUCAUGCGCUUGUAAUAUAGGGUAUGUCUUAUGGGUAGCGUUGGCGCUGUAGGUGGGGGUAACGAUUAAAUACUCAAUUUGGUUCCUGGUGCGAAUUAUGGUCAUUUCACAAAAUGUCCGUCUUCUCUUUCAUCAUACACCCC